This is a messenger RNA of Temnothorax curvispinosus, 1514 nucleotides long. It is a transcript of the gene Rpt5, whose product is annotated as 26S proteasome regulatory subunit 6A-B. Gene Ontology annotation, cellular component: proteasome regulatory particle, base subcomplex. Gene Ontology annotation, molecular function: proteasome-activating activity; ATP hydrolysis activity; ATP binding. The record is from RefSeq and is a predicted model, not a curated record. Lineage: Eukaryota; Metazoa; Arthropoda; Insecta; Hymenoptera; Formicidae. The transcript is spliced from 3 exons. Gene Ontology annotation, biological process: proteasome-mediated ubiquitin-dependent protein catabolic process. The coding region runs from base 155 to 1441 and encodes 428 amino acids.
UGACAUGACUGUCCGAAUCGCAGAACUGACUGUCUGAAGAGUGCGGGCUGCUUUCGGGACUAAUUUUUUAAACAAUUUUUUGGCGUGUUAAUCGCAGGUCAGUCAGCCAGGAAGAGCCAGGGGUUCGCAAGCGAAGGGCCUUCGCAACUUUCAGAUGGCCACGCUCGAGGAUAAGUCUAUCUGGGAGGAUGGAGAGGAAACAUUGGGAGAAGACGUCCUGCGAAUGUCCACGGACGAAAUCGUAUCACGUACGCGACUUUUGGAUAACGAAAUCAAGAUAAUGAAGAGCGAGGUGAUGCGGAUUUCGCACGAGCUUCAGGCGCAGAACGAUAAGAUCAAGGAGAACACAGAGAAGAUCAAAGUGAACAAAACCCUCCCAUACCUGGUAUCCAAUGUCAUCGAGCUAUUGGACGUCGAUCCGCAGGACAUGGGGGAGGAAGACGGAGCGGUGGUCGAUUUAGAUGCGCAAAGGAAGGGCAAAUGCGCGGUCAUAAAGACGUCGACUCGCCAGACGUAUUUUUUGCCCGUGAUCGGACUGGUCGACGCCGAAUCGCUGAAGCCAGGUGACUUGGUGGGUGUCAACAAAGACAGUUAUCUCGUGCUGGAGACUCUGCCGGCCGAAUACGAUGCCAGAGUCAAGGCUAUGGAAGUAGAUGAGAGACCUACAGAGCAGUACUCUGACAUCGGUGGGCUGGACAAGCAAAUUCAGGAGCUUAUCGAGGCUGUUGUGUUGCCUAUGACACACAAAGAGAAGUUCGAGAACCUGGGAAUACAGCCCCCUAAGGGCGUUCUGCUCUACGGCCCACCUGGAACCGGAAAGACUUUACUAGCUAGAGCCUGCGCCGCCCAAACAAAAUCUACCUUCCUAAAACUGGCUGGCCCGCAACUAGUACAGAUGUUCAUCGGCGAUGGUGCCAAGUUGGUCAGAGACGCGUUUUCGUUGGCCAAGGAGAAGGCUCCGGCGAUAAUAUUCAUCGAUGAAUUAGACGCUAUCGGCACAAAACGUUUCGAUUCGGAAAAGGCGGGAGACAGGGAGGUACAACGUACGAUGUUGGAGCUGUUGAAUCAAUUGGACGGCUUCAGUUCGACCGCCGACAUCAAAGUUAUCGCCGCUACGAACAGAGUCGACAUCUUGGACCCAGCCCUGUUGCGUUCCGGACGCUUGGACAGAAAGAUCGAGUUCCCGCAUCCCAACGAGGAAGCCAGAGCGCGCAUCAUGCAAAUUCACUCACGUAAAAUGAAUAUGUCGCCUGAUGUAAAUUUCGAAGAAUUAUCCAGAUCCACGGAUGAUUUUAACGGAGCACAGUGUAAAGCUGUUUGCGUAGAAGCGGGUAUGAUAGCAUUACGACGGAACGCAACAGAAGUUACUCACGAAGAUUUGAUGGAAGCUAUUAAUGAGGUCCAAGCGAAAAAGAAAGCAAAUCUGAAUUAUUAUGCUUAAUACGCCGUGUCGCUUUAUUUAUUUAUUAAGAUAUCUUUUGUAUAAUAAUAAAUAUAGAAAUGUCUAACCUUCA